Molecule: messenger RNA, 388 nt
Organism: Staurois parvus
Lineage: Eukaryota; Metazoa; Chordata; Amphibia; Anura; Ranidae
Source: the annotation of a GenBank genome assembly
GUCUGAUAUGUUGUUCAGCAGGUGGGUGAUACAGGCGGGGACUGAAGGGGUGAGGGGUGGAGAGGGAGAUGAUUUAGGGGGGGGGGGGAAUGCACCAGUGGAGAGGGAGAGAUUGAAGAUGUGGGUGAGGGAGCAUAGGAUGGAGGAGGAGGGUGCCCGGAGGAGUUGUGUGGGGGCAGGGUCAAGGGGGCAAGUGGUGAGGCGGGCUUCUGAGAAGACCUUGGUGACCUCCUCAGUGGUGGCAAGGCUGAAGGAGCGGAGUGUUGGGGAGGUAAAAGUGUGUGGGAUGUUAGAUGUGGUGGGGGGGGGCAGGGCGGUUGCGAGGUCAGAGGAGGGGAGAGUAGGUGGGGUUAUGGUGGGAGGGAGGCUAGGUGGGGAGGUAGGUUGA